This is a messenger RNA of Carassius carassius (crucian carp), 1171 nucleotides long. RefSeq names its product forkhead box protein L2-like. The coding region runs from base 290 to 1159 and encodes 289 amino acids. Gene Ontology annotation, molecular function: RNA polymerase II cis-regulatory region sequence-specific DNA binding; DNA-binding transcription factor activity, RNA polymerase II-specific. The record is from RefSeq and is a predicted model, not a curated record. The transcript is spliced from 2 exons. Lineage: Eukaryota; Metazoa; Chordata; Actinopteri; Cypriniformes; Cyprinidae. Gene Ontology annotation, biological process: regulation of transcription by RNA polymerase II; cell differentiation; anatomical structure morphogenesis.
UCGUGAAGCGCUGAGAGAGACGUGACGAAAGCGGAAUACGGUGAUGAUGAUGAGAACAUCAGCGCGAGUCUGACGACAGCAGAGUUUCGCCUUUCACGCGAGGGGGAAAAAAAGUAGCAGGAUCUUCCAGAAGAGCCUUGGAGCUUAAACGACAUCGAGAUCUCGAGUCCAUCACAGCGAACGCCGGGCGUUACCGGAGCAGGAGCUUUUAUUUCAGUCAAAAGUCUCGUCAUUUAUGGAUCCGCGGUGACCCGAUGCGCGAAGCAGACCUCCAGAGCUGAACUCAGUGAUGGCAUCUUACCAUAGCUUAGAUGAUGACGCAAUGGCUUUGAUGGUCCAAGACACGAACGCGGUGAAGAAAGAAGAGUUCGCGAAGGAAGAGCCGCUCCAAGAGCCGAGUUCGGAGAAGGUGGAUCCGUCUCAGAAGCCGCCUUAUUCGUACGUGGCUCUGAUCGCCAUGGCCAUCCGGGAGAGCUCGGAAAAGAGACUGACCCUCUCCGGUAUCUACCAGUACAUCAUCACCAAGUUCCCCUUCUACGAGAAGAACAAGAAGGGCUGGCAGAACAGCAUCCGACACAACCUGAGUCUCAACGAGUGCUUCAUUAAAGUUCCGCGUGAAGGCGGAGGGGAGCGCAAGGGCAACUACUGGACUCUGGAUCCGGCCUGCGAGGACAUGUUCGAGAAGGGCAACUACCGGCGACGGAGGCGCAUGAAGAGGCCGUUCAGACCGCCAGCGGCUCACUUCCAGCCGGGAAAGGCUCUCUUCGGCGGGGAGGGAUACGGCAGCUACCUCCCCGCGCCCAAAUACCUCCAGUCCGGCUUCAUGAACAACAGCUGGCCGCUUGCGCAACCACCGCCGCCGAUGAGCUACGCGUCCUGCCAGAUGGCCAACGGCAACAUGGGUGGAAUGAAAGGACUGUCCGGUCCGUCGUACAACCCCUACAGUCGAAUGCAAGCCAUGGGCCUGCCGAACAUGAUGAACUCGUACAGCGGGAUGGGGCACCACCAGCACCCGGCGCCGCAGCAGCAGCCCUCGCCGGUUCCGUCCAACUCUGCGGCCGCUCUACAGUUCACCUGCUCCCGGCAGCCGCCAGAGCUCUACUCGUACUGGGACCACGAGGCCAAAAACUCGUCCUUACACUCGCGGAUUGACAUUUGAACCGAGGGAAUG